UUCUGACUUAAUUGAGAAAAUAAGUUUCCGUUAGGGAUAUUGUUGUGUUGUGAUAAUCCUUGUCAUGAAUAUUUAAUCUAAUCUCAUCCAAUCUAUCUAAUCUAAAUUAUGGGAGAAAAAUCCGCAACAGAUCCACCCAUAUUUAGCUCAAUACGGUACAUAGCCGAGGCUCAUCCGAACAGUAUCUUUUUGUACACGUAGCCGAUUUGCUUCAUAACCUUUUUGCGGUAUCUGAAUCGCAAUCUUUUCCUCGUCCUCGUCCUCCUCCUCCUCCUAUAUAUUUGAUUUUCCCACUCUCGAUGCGAUCAUCAGAAAAUAUCCUACGUUCAACUUUAUUUCAAUUCAAUUUCAAAGCGAGACAAUGAUGACCGAACAAGAGAGUGGUGCAGUCUCAUCUUCAAAGAAGAACUUGGUCUUCGCUUACUACGUUACCGGCCAUGGCUUUGGCCAUGCCACUCGUGUCGCCGAGGUGGUGCGACAUCUAAUUCUCGCCGGACAUGAUGUCUACGUGGUCAGCGGCGCUCCUGACUUUGUGUUCACCUCUGAUAUUCAAUCGCCUCGUCUUUUUAUUCGCAAGGUGCUUUUGGAUUGUGGAGCCGUUCAAGCAGAUGCAUUGACCGUUGAUCGCCUCGCUUCUUUGGAGAAGUACUCUGUAACAGCCGUCAAGGCUCGUGCUACAAUCUUGGAAAAGGAAACACAGUGGCUAAAAUCCAUUAAAGCCGACUUAGUGGUCUCGGAUGUAGUCCCUGUUGCAUGUCGUGCCGCCGCAGACGCUGGAAUUCGUUCUGUUUGUGUGACCAAUUUUAGCUGGGACUUCAUUUAUGCAGAAUACGUUAUGGCUGCCGGGAAUCAUCAUCGUUCAAUAGUUUGGCAGAUAGCAGAGGACUAUUCUCAUUGUGAAUUCCUAAUUCGUCUUCCAGGAUAUUGCCCAAUGCCAGCUUUUCGUGAUGUUAUUGAUGUGCCUCUGGUUGUAAGAAGGCUGCGCAAAUCUCGAAAAGAGGUGAGGAAGGAACAUGGUAUAGCAGAUGAUGUCAAAGUAGUCGUCCUCAACUUUGGUGGCCAGCCAUCAGGAUGGACGUUGAAGGAGGAGUUUUUACCUCCUGGAUGGUUAUGCCUGGUUUGUGGUGCUUCUGAUAGCCAGGACCUUCCUCCAAAUUUCAAAAAACUUGCCAAGAAUGCAUAUACACCCGACAUUAUUGCAGCAUCUGAUUGUAUGCUUGGAAAAAUUGGAUAUGGGACUGCUAGUGAAGCUCUGGCAUUCAAGUGUCCUUUUGUCUUUGUGCGGAGAGACUAUUUCAAUGAAGAACCUUUUCUGAGAAAUAUGCUUGAGCAAUAUCAAAGUGGUGUUGAAAUGAUUCGGAGGGAUUUAUUCACUGGUCAUUGGAAGCCUUAUCUUGAACGUGCAAUGACUUUGAAACCAUGCUAUGAAGGUGGCAUAAAUGGUGGAGAGGUGGCAGCCCAUAUCCUGCAAGAAACAGCUUUCGGGAAAAAACAUGCAUUAGACAAACUUAGUGGUGCAAGAAGAUUGCGUGACGCUAUGGUUCUUGGGUAUCAACUACAAAGGUCCCUUGGACGAGAUAUUGCAAUUCCAGAUUGGUAUGUAACUGCUGAGAAUCAACUUGGACACUCACCCGGCUCUUCGUUGGUGGAUGAUGAAAGCUCCAUAUUCAGCUCGCACAAUGAGCAUUUUGAAAUUCUUCAUGGAGAUGUUCAAGGUCUUUCAGAUACUGAGGCGUUUUUAAAGACCUUAUCUGAAUUGGACGAGAAACACAUAACACGUGAGCGCAAGGCUGCUGCAAGCCUCUUCGACUUGGAGGAAGAAAUUUUUGUCACAAGAGCUCCAGGAAGGUUAGACGUAAUGGGUGGAAUUGCUGAUUAUUCUGGAAGCCUUGUCCUGCAAAUGCCAAUAAGAGAAGCAUGUCAUGUUGCUCUGCAAAGAAUCCAUCCAAGUAAGCAUAGAUUGUGGAAGCAUGCUCAAGCUAGACAAAAUGCUAGAGCGGAUAAACCAACUGCCGUUCUGCAAAUUGUAUCAUUAGGCUCAGAAUUAAGCAAUCGAGGCCCAACCUUUGACAUGGAUUUGUCUGAUUUUAUGGAUGGAGAUAAGCCAAUGUCGUAUGAAAAAGCGAGGAAAUUCUUUGCUCAAGAUCCUUCCCAAAAGUGGGCAGCUUAUAUUGCUGGAGCAAUAGUGGUAUUGAUGAAUGAAUUGGGCAUACGUUUUGAAGAUAGUAUUAGCAUGCUGGUGUCUUCUGCUGUCCCAGAAGGAAAAGGUGUUUCGUCUUCUGCAGCUGUGGAGGUUGCUAGUAUGCAUGCUAUUGCAGUUUCUCAUGGACUGAUUAUCAGCCCACGAGAUCUGGCGUUGCUUUGCCAGAAGGUGGAAAAUCACAUUGUUGGAGCUCCAUGUGGUGUCAUGGAUCAAAUGGCUUCGGCAUGUGGUGAAGCCAACAAGCUUCUUGCAAUGAUUUGCCAACCUGCAGAAAUUGUUGGUCUAGUGGAAAUUCCCAAUCACAUCCGGUUCUGGGGAAUAGAUUCUGGAAUUAAACACAGUGUUGGAGGCGCAGACUAUGGAUCAGUCAGAAUUGGUACCUUUAUGGGUCGGAAAAUGAUAAAGUCCAAAGCUUCUGAGAUAUUAGCCAAGACUCUUCCAAAUGGGUUGAACCUUGACGAAGUAGAGAAUGAUGAUAUAGAACUGAUAAACAAAGAAGCCUCUUUAGAUUACUUAUGCAAUUUGCCACCUCACAGAUACGAGGCUCUUUAUGCUAAGAGCAUCCCAGAGCACAUAACUGGUGCAACAUUCUUGGAGAAAUUUGCUGAUCAUAGUGAUCCUGUCACUUGCAUUGAUGAAAAGAGUACUUAUGCAGUGAGAGCCCCAACAGUACACCCCAUUUAUGAAAACUCCCGUGUUAAGACAUUUAAAGCACUACUAACCUCAGCAACUUCAACUGAAGAUCAACUCUUAGCCCUUGGAGAACUGUUAUAUCAGUGCCAUUACAGUUACAGUGCUUGUGGACUUGGAUCUGAUGGAACAGAUAGGCUUGUACAAUUGGUUCAGGACUUGCAACACAGUGCAGCAUCUAUGGUUGAAGGUGGCACAUUGUGUGGAGCCAAGAUCACUGGUGGGGGUUCUGGUGGAACGGUUUGUGUAAUUGGAAGGAAUUGUUCGAAAAGCAAUCAACAAAUUGUCGAGAUUCAACAGAGAUACAAGAAAGCCACUAGUUAUUUGCCUUAUAUUUUUGAGGGUUCAUCACCAGGUGCUUGUAACUUUGGGUACCUGAAAAUUCGCCGUCGUGCUCCUUCAAAUCGUUGCUGACCAAAGCCCUACAACCAAAACCUGGAAACAAAUCCGAGUCAUGAAUCGAGUAUGUACUCUCUAUACGGAUUGAGUCUUUGCAUAUUAACUUCUAUGUAUCAAUGCGCACACGAUCACAUACCCACAUAUGAA
Molecule: messenger RNA, 3439 nt
Organism: Neltuma alba
Lineage: Eukaryota; Viridiplantae; Streptophyta; Magnoliopsida; Fabales; Fabaceae
Product: L-arabinokinase-like
Exons: 1
Coding region: 362-3307 (981 amino acids)
Molecular function (GO): ATP binding
Source: RefSeq, a predicted model, not a curated record